This is a messenger RNA of Stylophora pistillata, 2748 nucleotides long. Its product is annotated as F-box/LRR-repeat protein 6. The record is from RefSeq and is a predicted model, not a curated record. Gene Ontology annotation, biological process: SCF-dependent proteasomal ubiquitin-dependent protein catabolic process. Gene Ontology annotation, molecular function: protein binding. Lineage: Eukaryota; Metazoa; Cnidaria; Anthozoa; Scleractinia; Pocilloporidae. Gene Ontology annotation, cellular component: SCF ubiquitin ligase complex.
GUAGGCUGUGGAAUGCAACAUUCUUGAUGCUGUGGUAGUUGGUGGAGUUUUGCUGUGUGUGAACAAGAAGGACAUCGAAAAUCUAGCUCUGAAAGUAUUGUGCGAAGAACAAAAGGGGCUGGCUCAAUGAACUUAUUUGGAUUUUCAAUGUUUGUUCAGCACACCGGGCAAAGGGAUCCACACGUUUCGAAAGAAAAUGAUAACCAACUAGCACAAAAUAUAUGUGGAGUUGGGCAUUUUUUCUGGACUGGUUGAUCAAGUACCUCUGCAAAUUGGGCACGUGUACUCGUGCUUGAUGUUUUCAACAAACUGUUCUGGAUAAAGAGGUUCUGAUCCUCGAUAGCUUUCCAGACUCUUUACCUCCUCAGAGAAUGAGAGUGUGGCUGGGUCUGGUUGGAAACGUAGAGUACUAGACAUUCCUUCCACCAUUUCCACUGGUUUCUUAGGUUCAGCUGUCGAGUCCUCUCUGGGCUUUACACCAGGUUUACUCUUCUUCUUCCUGCUUGGUUUCUGUUGAUCUUUAAAAGAACUGCAGAUCUUACAGUUUCCAGAUCGUCCGUGAGGGGGCUACACAUUAAUUGCAAGGUGUGUGCCUCCUCUUAGUGCAAGCUUAUAACACUUGGGGCAGAACUUGGGAGGGCACAAAUGGAGAGUCACAAAAAAUCGCUGGUGUACUCGGCAUUCCAACGGGUUGACGUCCAACUUUAAUGAUCCAGUUCAAUUUCUAUGUGAAAAUUACCCACAAGUCUUUUCGGGCUACUGUUCUAAACAAAAUGGAGGACAGAGUGAAAUGUUUAAUUGAAACCUUUGUUUGAGUUUUCACCAAACAAGAGUCGGAAGUUUUUCAAAUUCAAUAUGAUUUUCUGUUGAAUUUUGCAAUAAUUAAAUGUCUAGAAAAUCCAAAACGUCAAAGGGUAUCCUUGGAUUACCCAAGAAAGCAGAAAGACAAGUAUUUGUGUUUGGGCGAUUUGCAGAAGAACUCCCGUCCGAUGAUAGCGAUGACGCAGAUUUUACCAUACUGGAAGGUGGAGACAAGCAAAAACGACAAAAGAAUGCCAAAACAAGAAAGUGUGGUAAAAAGGCAAAAUCAAAGACAGUUUCCUCAAACAAGGAUGGUGAGGGAGAGAAAUCAAAGGAAAAGAACAGAAUUGUCCAGAAUGACUACAGAAAAACAGCAUCCAAAAAAAAAGCUAAAUUAGUUUCUUCUACAGAUAACAAAGAUAUUCAUGCAACAACUGAAGAACUUAAUCAAACAAUGAACAAUACAUCAGUGUCUACAUGUAUAUCAAGUGGGUGGACAGAGCUAAUUCCUACAGAAAUCCUAAUAUCAAUUUUCCAAAAUGUCAUAAAGAGUAUUUCUGGGUCAUCUGUACCAUUUUUGUGCAAGAUGUCAAGAGUCUGUCGCAGAUGGAGGGAAGUUGCUAUAGAGCCAGUUUUAUGGAGAAAAGUUGAUUUGUCCUCAUCGUGUGUUAUAAAGGCAUCUACUGGGACAAUAGAAAGACUGGCACCCAGCAGGUUAACAGCUGUCACAGAGCUGAGUCUUUUAGGGUGGGAAAAACUUACAGAUAAAGGAAUACAGACAAUAGGGAAACAUUGUAAACAGCUGCAAUCUAUUGUGCUAGCACAAUGUCGGAGCUUGACAUCUGCAGGUAUUGCAAGCCUUGCUGAUAAUUGCGGUCAAUUGAAGAUGAUAGAUGUUGCAUUUACAAAGAUUGACAUCACUGGCCUCCAACAUAUUGUGAAAGUGUUAGGAUGUCAGCUGGAGAAUCUAAGCUUGAGAAACUGCAAUCGUGUGCAAGGAGAAUCUAUUCUUCCACUCAUCCAGGAACAUUGCCCAAACCUGACCAGUCUUGAUCUGAGCAGUACUAAUAUAAGAAAACUUUGCGUGGAAAAGCUACAGGCUGGAUGCCCCAAGUUGAAACACCUCUUUCUUGUCAAUCUUUUGCUGACCUCAACACCAGUUUGUAAAACUCUUAUCAACGGAAAGAAACCAAAUGGAUUUCCAGAGCUGGAGACACUGGGUCUGCCUUGUGGGUUCAUUGGCUAUGAUCAGAGAAAUGACCGAUUUUUGGAUAGAAUUUUGUGGGCAUCCCGCAACCUGAAAAUGCUGGACAUAAGAGGUCCUAACACGUAUAGCCAUGACGGAUUACGGAGACUGCCAGCUUCCUCACUGGAACAGCUGUACUUCACAAACAGCGCCUCAUUCAGUAAAGUUGCAGUCAUUGUGGAAAAGUGGCACCACAGUCUGGAAGUUCUGGAUCUCUCACAGAAUAAAACCGUUGAAGAUGAAGAUAUGGAACUGUUGAAAAAUUUUGGAAUGCCGAAGCUACACACUUUGGAUCUCAACAACACUAAUAUCACCGCUUUAGGCUUAAAGAGUGUGUUAAAUGGUUGUCCAAACCUCACAGAUCUAAACCUAUCCUCAUGUCGCGGACUCCCGCGAGGGGUCAAACAACGCCACCAAGGCGAGGCUGUUCUCAAACUACCACAGCGGCUGGUGGAUAGUAUGCAGCUUAGUAGUGACAGUGAAUGAACGACUCCCCCCUUUCUUAUUACAUCAUUAGCCUUGUGCCUCAUACGUAUUCACAACUAAAUACGGCAUUCUCCACAGAAGUUCGACGUGGAAGGGGUUACAUUGACUUGAGCUUCUACACAAACCAUCCUAUGUUUAAGAAUAUGUAAACUUAGUGAUCCAUGUUGUUCAGCGGUGUGUUUUUAAAGAACGUUUUUAAAGCCAAACGGAAUUUA